GCGUGACAUUUAUCUCACAAACACACCACGAUGAACUCACCAGACCAAACUGGUUCUCCUCUGUCCUCCCCCUCCUCAGGCUCUCACACUCCCGAAGAGACGGGCCCUUUAUCGCCCGCAUCCGUAGGUACAGGAAACCUCCUUAGCUCUGUUGUAUCAAAUCUGUCAUCACAAGGAGGAGGAGGAGUGGGAAAACGUCGUAUGCACUUUGCUACCGGUGGAUCGACCCGAGAUGUCAAGUCGAGGAGGCGUGAAGAUCACCGGAAAGGAGCAGGGGGAGGGGGAUCGUCGAGUGGGGCUCAUGGUGGGCCUGAAAUGUGGGAAGGAAAGGCUUCACAUGGAAGUGGGAAAAAGGACAAAGAGGACCUCUUGGAUUAUCAUAUCGUUGAGUACCUCAAGAGAGAAAUUGGCGAUCCUUUUCUCGAAGCAACGUUCGGUUUGCCUCGCUGAAUUGCGAGUGAUGUUAGCACGUCUCUCGUUUCUUGAACGUGGCAGUUGUACAUAUAGCUAAUAAUGAAAUAAAUAGUCAUGUCUGUCGUUGUAGCCAAG
Molecule: messenger RNA, 549 nt
Organism: Marasmius oreades (fairy-ring Marasmius)
Lineage: Eukaryota; Fungi; Basidiomycota; Agaricomycetes; Agaricales; Marasmiaceae
Exons: 3
Coding region: 31-450 (139 amino acids)
Source: RefSeq, a predicted model, not a curated record